ACUAAACAGUCAUAAAUUGCGCGGCGUGGAGUGUGACGGUGGUUUUGUAUCGUGCGCUUAAUACAAGUAAAAAAAGUUAUAUUUCGCGUAAGAUAUUGUCGUCGUAACAAUAUAAAUAGUCGCGAACAUGACCGACAUUGACGCGAAAGUGAACAUGUCUCUCGGUAAGUGGGAAAAGUCCGGAAAACGUAGAAAUUAUGCGGAUAGUCCUACGUGAGCGUACGGCUGCGUUUGUUCCUUUUGCUCGACACAAAAUGGCUCCCAUUUACAGCACGGCCAUGUUAAUGUAUAUUUGAGCAUCUGUAGAGAGCUCGGGAACAGAAAAGUAAUAGCCCUCCGACAGCGAGUCGAGUUAAAAAAAUAAUGCGUUUGUGUAAUAAAGUAUCUAUCGCAGAUCGAAUACUCUUCUCAGAGUAACUUAGCUCGAAAUAUUUAUUGCUCAAGGAAGACCACCUCUGUGCAAAGCGUGCCAUACUCGCACCAUGACUCACUCUCCUCUAUAAAGGAAAUGAAAUGGCCAACUUUCCAUUGCGUGGGACGCUGAAAUUUGAGAAGCCUGGUUUAUUACUGAUAGAACAUGGUACAUGUUCGCUAUUGCUGUUAAUGGGGUUUUCCAUGAGGCACUGGUUCUUCUGUAAUAACGAGGAUAAGUGAUCCUUAUACAACAAUUUCCUGGGAUCCUGGAGUUCAGCAAUCCUCUUUAUUGUACGUGGAGUCUAUAUGCUGCGGAAGAUUUCAAUCGACCAUCCUUUACUUCAACUGCUAUGUUUCGUCAUUGGGCAUGACAAAGAAGCAAGCUAAUGCUGGUUUUUUUUCAUGAUGGCCUACAUAGAAGAUCUACCUACUGCAAAGGCUGGGAAUAUUGGGUUCUUGUUGACUACUUGCAAGCCUAAUGCAUCCUAUUAUAAACCAUGCUGCAUAUUUACCAAUAUUAUACAUUGAGUAAAUAUAACAGAUCUGAGAGUGAUGAAUGAUGCAAUAAUGUCUAUAGUGAAAUUGGCUGAAUGCCAAGCACUUUGGAGAUUUGAAGAAACUAGUUAUGAUGAGAUCAUAAAGAUGGAGAAAAAAGAGAAAAAGAGAAAACCAGUUACGACCAAUGGCAAAGGUGGUGCGCCGCGUAUUCGGCCUCCAGGAAAUGGGAACGUUGCUCGUGGUCGUGGACGUGCAGGUCGUUCUGGCAAACAAACUGCUGCUGCUGGUAACCAGAAGAAAGGUCAAGCCUGGCGCCUACAACGGAACCAGAACAAUGUCCAAGGAGGCUUUGUCAAGAAGCGUUACAAUAAGAACAAUCCAGGCACCCUGGUACGCUCAAGAUCCAAUAUAUCAUUAAACAGAAUUGGUGCAGUGCCGAAGAAUGUAUCAUCUGUAAGAGGUGGUUUUAUCUCACGUCGUGGACGAGGUGGCAGAUACACUCUAAACCGCACCAAGAAUCGCACCAAUUUGACUUUUGCCCAGGGUGGAUUUUUUACUGGUGCAAAAGGCCUCCUCAAGAGAACCAACAGUAUGCCUAACCUUCGUGAUCCCACUUCUGUACAUAAUCGUCUUGGUUAUCAAAGUCCAGCACAAGUGGCUUAUAGAAACAGAGUAAAGCGUGCAACACAGCUUCUACUUCAAAGACAGAAUCAGAGACAGAAUCUUUCCAACGAAUUUAGGGUGCCCCAGGCCGGAAAGCCUUUGACUACUCUUCAGCAACGUGCCCUGGAACGUAGACAGCAGAUCCUUACCUCGCAGCGACGAUUCAACACCGGAGGAUUGAGAUCCGAUCAGAUAUUGCGUGCACAAAGGCGCGCGCAGUACGAACAAAAGCUUAUGAGGAUGAACACCGCCAGGAUGAAUACCAAUUCCAACGUGAACUUUAUGUGUACCCUUGGGAACGAGUAUUCACCCGGCAUCCGUCAGCGGUCCCUCAGUCUCUCACAAAAUCAAACUGGCAGUAUGAAUAAUCUUCGACAACUACCAAGAGGAAGAUCUCCCAUUACACAGACUGUGCAGAACCUGAACAUGGUUGGAAGAUCUCCUAUGUUUGGCCGUCAACACGCCAGAUCAAGGUCACGAUCACGCUCGCGUACGCGCAACAUUCCUGCCAACGACUCAAGAGAAAAGGUGGACGAUCGAACCUUCAGCGAAAUGAUAUACAGCAUUUCCUAUAACCUGGGUGUCACUGGACGAACUCUCAACGACAGAUUUAGCUUCUAAGAGAUCUCAGAAGAUCCUCACAAGGACGCCGGAAGACAUUAAGAAAUGAGAAGAACGCGCAAGCACGCGCAUUCUACUCGUUCUGAUACUUUGGACACCAACAUGUUGAAUCGUAUAUGUAUUUUCUAUCGGAGAGAGAUUCAAGGAUUUAUUUUCGACUUUAUCAAUACCUACCGAAGGAGUCACUCUCCGACAUUUUUUGGUAGGAAAGCAGAAAAAGAAAACAGAAAAAAAUCAACUUGCUGGUAUUUUUAGUUACAGUUUUUCUUUCUCUUUAAUCAUACAGAGAGAAUUGACGUUUUUCUUUUCUCCUCUUCAUUACAAUAAUCAUUAUAAGAAAUGUAGAAUAUAAAGACGCGACUUAUUUUGUUUAUUAUCACCAGAGCAGCGCCACGUGCAAUACCGUCGCCCUGCUACGCCCUGCUUCUAAUGCACUUCACUAGACUAAAAGAGAUCGUAUUUAUUUAUAACGCUCGUAAAAAAGUGAAUCUUGUGUUAUAUCGUGAUUUUUAAUAUUAAUGUGAUAAAAAACGUGAGGAAUGUUUUAACAUGUAUAGUACUAGUUAAGGAUAUAUAAUAUAUCCAGGCUUUGUAUGACGUCGGGUGUUUUCCGUGGGACGCCAUUAUUUUUUUUUUUGACAAAUAAGGGAAAAAAUAAGCUUAAACUUAGGUAAAAAAAUAAGUAAUAAAUACGUUUAACGUUCACUGCACGUCUUUUACAGUACAAGACGUUAUUAUCCGUAGAGAUAUUUACUGAAAUAAAUAAAUACCAAAUAAUAUCGGU
Molecule: messenger RNA, 2980 nt
Organism: Cephus cinctus (wheat stem sawfly)
Lineage: Eukaryota; Metazoa; Arthropoda; Insecta; Hymenoptera; Cephidae
Exons: 5
Coding region: 967-2196 (409 amino acids)
Source: RefSeq, a predicted model, not a curated record